This is a messenger RNA of Erinaceus europaeus (western European hedgehog), 4680 nucleotides long. RefSeq names its product G protein-coupled receptor 161 (gene GPR161). Gene Ontology annotation, biological process: G protein-coupled receptor signaling pathway. Gene Ontology annotation, cellular component: membrane; recycling endosome. The transcript has 9 exons. The record is from RefSeq and is a predicted model, not a curated record. Lineage: Eukaryota; Metazoa; Chordata; Mammalia; Eulipotyphla; Erinaceidae. Gene Ontology annotation, molecular function: G protein-coupled receptor activity. Bases 633 to 2189 code for a protein of 518 amino acids.
CUUCUCCCCUCCCUCCUUCCCUCCUCCUUCCUUCUUCUCUUCCCUCCCUCUUUCCCUUUCCCUUCCUCCUCUAGCAGUUCGUUCUCAUCAACUUUCUGUCCCUGUUCUGAAACAGCUGCACAGAAGCGGAGAGGCGGGCGCGGUGCAGAGGACGGGUGGGACGGCGGAGCCUUUCCCGGCCGGAGCUCGCAGCCCUGGGCCCCGCUGCGCCGGGCCUUGCGCCUCCCCCCGGCCGGGCCUGGUUCGGGGGAGCUAGGCUGCCUGCAGGCCCCCGCGCCCCGCGCCCCUGCUGCGGGGUCCCCGGCGGAGGGCCCUGAGGACAGUCCAACCGGACAGUGCCGGCACACGUGGCUGGCUGAAUGAAUGCCCUGAGUGGUGGGAGCCAGAAAGAGGGCUCUAUGGUUAGAGAGGGGAAUUCACUCUGGGGAAGACAGAAUGGGCUGAACUGGAGCUGACCUACAUGUCAUCCAAAGGACAUACAGUUCUGUCAGGUGGGGAUCAGAGGCUCAAACCCAGGUCCUUGUGCAUUGUAACGUGUCCUCAACCAGGUGCGCCACCACCCUGUCCCUUCUACAAUCAUAUUUGAAGCCACCCAGCAUGCUGUGCCUGCCCGUCGCUGAGGUGCACUGAUCAUGAGCCUCAACUCCUCCCUGGGCUACAGGAAGUUGCUGGGCAACCUCACACAACAGGAGGCAGGGAAGGAAGGCCUAGUGGUCACCCAGUUCAUCGCCAUCGUGGUCAUCACUGUGUCUGUCUGCCUUGGCAAUCUGGUGGUUGUGGUCACCUUGUACCGGAAGUCCUACUUGCUAACCCUCAGCAACAAGUUUGUCUUCAGCCUGACACUGUCCAACCUGCUGCUGUCUGUGCUGGUGCUGCCCUUCGUGGUGACAAGCUCUGUGCGCAAGGAAUGGAUCUUUGGUGUGGUCUGGUGCAAUUUCUCUGCUCUCCUCUACCUGCUCAUCAGCUCAGCCAGCAUGCUCACACUUGGGGUCAUCGCCAUCGACCGCUACUAUGCUGUUCUGUACCCCAUGGUGUACCCCAUGAAGAUCACGGGCAACCGGGCACUGGUGGUGCUGCUGUACGUCUGGGCGCAUGCACUGGUGGGCUGCCUGCCCCCAUUGUUCGGCUGGUCUGCAGUGGAGUUUGAUGAAUCCAAGUGCAUGUGUGUGGCUGCAUGGCACCGGGACCCCGGCUACACAGCCUUCUGGCAGGUCUGGUGUGCCCUGUUGCCCUUUUCGGCCAUGCUGCUGUGCUACAGUGUCAUCUUCCGGGUGGCCCGGGGCAAGGCACGCAGGGUACACUGUGGCCCUGUGGUCCCCUCGCAGGGUGACCCCCGGCCUGGUGGUGGCAGGAAGGACUCCAGCACAUCCACCUCAUCUUCAGGCAGCCGGCGACAUGCACUGCAUGGCAUGGUCUAUUCUGCCAAUCAGUGCAAGGCUCUGGUCACUAUCCUGGUGGUCAUCGGUGCCUUCAUGGUUACCUGGGGUCCUUACUUGGUAGUCAUCACGUCUGAGGCCAUCUGGGGGAAGAACUGCAUGUCUCCUGCCCUGGAGACCUGGGCCACAUGGCUGUCCUUCUCCAGUGCCAUCUGCCACCCCCUCAUCUAUGGGCUCUGGAAUAAGACGGUGCGCAAGGAGCUUCUGGGCAUGUGCUUUGGGGACCGCUACUAUAGGGAGCCGUUUGUGCAACGACAGAGAACAGCCCGGCUCUUCAGCAUCUCCAACCGUAUCACAGACCUGGGCCUGUCCCCGCACCUCACGGCACUCAUGGCAGGGGGACAGCCCCUGGGAAACGGCAGCAGCACUGGGGAUACUGGCUUCAGCUGCUCGCAGGACUCAGGAACAGAUAUGAUGCUGCUGGAAGACUUCUCAUCGGAUGACAAUCCGCUCCCCCACUGCACUUGCCCCCCUAAGAGAAGGAGCUCGGUGACUUUUGAGGAUGAAGUGGAACAAAUCAAAGAUGCUGCCAGGAACUCCAUCCUGCAGGUGAAGGCUGAGGUGCACACAUCCCUGGACAGUUAUGCAGCCAGCCUGGCCAAGGCCAUUGAGACAGAGGCCAAACUCAAGCUGUUUGGGGAGGAGGCCUGGCCCGGGGGCUCAUUGGCUCGGUUGGGCCUGGGUGCCGGGGGCCGUCGAGGCAGCAGGACACCAGCCCAGAGGUUGCAGAGCAUUGCGGAAGGGCCAUCAUAGUUGCAGCAGAUAUGAAGCAGGUGUCCUUAGAGGGAAGCCUGGGUGGGGCCUCCGGAUGGCUGCCAGAAUGACUGAUUCAGUGCGGCUGGUUCAGGCCAGGGAUGGAUGGAGUGUCUGAAGUACAGAGAGAAGGACCUGCUCAGCUGGGGAAGGUGGGAAAGCAGGAACUGGACCCAACUUAGAAGGAGACCACUAUGGGGUGUCUCUUCUUCACCACCUGGUCCUGUGGUCCACACUUAGGGUUCUGAGGCUGUGGGAGAGAGCCCCUUGUUGGUACUUUGAGCCACGUGUAAGAGCACAGACCAUUGGGAUGUCGUCAGCACCACAUGUCCCAGGGAAAGAGAGCAGGGGUAGGGGCAGAGCCAGAGCAAUGCAGGCAGUGAUCUGCCUUGGGGGUGGAGGGGGGGGGCGUUGUGCUGGGGCUGGCCCCCUCCCACCUCCCUACUGAGAAAGAAACCACUACAAAGACAGGAAAUGCAUCCUUUUCAGAAUGGAAGUCCCUCUGUGAGGUCACCAGGGUCUUUCCUGGAUAGGGUAGCUGCACAGUUGUGUGGGGGAACCCCUUUACUACAGGGAGUCUGAUAUGUGACUAAUUGUGGGCACUGCUGACCUCUUGUCUGCAGGGAACAGGGACAAGUCCGUAUCAGCAGUGGGGCUGUGGCCCAACUCCUGGUAGAGUGGCCCAGAGUCAGGGCCUUCAACCUUCACUGUGUCAAGUGGGACAUCUGUCACUCUUUGGGACACCCAGGAAAUGGCAUAAGGAAGUUGGGUCAAGUGGUCACCAAGAUCAUGUGCAACUCUGAUGUUAAUGUCUUGGAAUUAGUAUCCUGGAGAUGGAAGAGAAAGGCUUGUGUACAUGGUUGUGUGUGAAGGCCUAUUCUUGGUGCUGUGAUUUGAGAAGGCACUAGGGGGCAGGGCAGGACCUUUACCCCUGGGCUAGAACACUUUUGGGGAGUCUGGAGCCUGGGCCCCAGGAGCAACCCAUGUCCCCACAUCUGAUCCAGACUUGUUGGCAGCUGCUGGGAUUUCCUGUCAGCUACUCUAGAGAUCUGUUCUUCCAUUCCCUGUGUCCGUCUACCAGAUUCAAUGAUCAUACAGCUCUGUGCAAUGACACAGAAGUGACUGCACCCCAAUCUACGGGCCCAAGGAUACUGAUGCCAACACACAGCCUACAGGUGAUAACUUGAGAACUGGGGGCUCUGGAGGAGUUGACUGUUUUCAGUCAGGGAGAGAGAUUCUGGGAAGUGAGAGCUUGUGCCUAGUAUGGAGGACAUUUGCAGUUAGAACCAAGUUUGCAUGUCUAGCACUACUAGCACACUGCUUCUUCUCAGCAUCACUGGUGGGGGUAGUCCUCAUGUUCCAGCACUGCUAAGCAGGAAUCCAGCAUCUCCCUUCCUGCCUGGGCAGGAAGAUGUGGACGGUGUUGCCAGAGUGAUCAUAUUGGGUGCAAGGGCUCUUGAAACAGGAGUGUAGGGCAGGACAGACAGGAAAGAGGAAAAUGAAGAUGGAGAGGAAAGGCUGUUAGCAUCAGAACUCAAGGCCUUAAGGAACAGAAAACAGCAUCUCUUUUCCUGCUAUUGAAGACACUGCCCAGGAACCUGAUUGGGCAGCCAUAGCCAUUUCACCUUUACAGCUGGAAGGAUGUAUUCCCUGGUACGUGCCUGGGCAGCCAAGAUAGUGCUCUCUUGGAAACAGAGUGACAGCUCCUGAAUUCAAUCUAAGCUUUCAAGUAAGUCCCUUGCAAGGGGAAAAAAGAGUGUGGGUAGUUCAGAAAAGGGAGGUAAAGCACAGGGUUGCACUGUUUGGACCACAUGUUGUAUAGUUAUAAGAAGGGCAGGGGAUGGCACCCAGGAUCCAGCGAGACAAGUGAAAGAAACUAUCCAUGGCCUCUGAGUAGAGCCAGUUCUGGGCUGUGAGGGAGAAGCCAACUUUACAGUUACAAGCCACGUUACUAAAUAGGAGGAGGCUUGGGGGCUAGGACCAUCUAUGCCAAACCCAUUAGAUUCACUGGGAAAAACAAAGCACAGACUCAACUCAGCUCAAGUUUCCCAGAAGCACAGUGGUUACUGUUAGGAGGACAUAGCACAAAGAUGAAUGCAUCUCCCUAAGGAAGCACUUCCUUUAGUGUCUGAGGGCUAGAGAGGGAAGGGGGCUGUCUUUCCUCCUCCCACCAUUUUCAAGGUUCACAGGUCAUAGCCCUAGCCCUUUCAGGUGCACCACACACUGCGGCACAUGGGAAGUGGCUGCCUAGAAAGGAUCAGGUGGGGUGGAGGUGUGGUGGAAGCACAAUCCUACACAGGGUUCUGACCAUGGGCCUCUGGAUGCAGAAGUGGUAAAGAAAUAACCUCCAACCUGAAAUGCAUUUCACUGGGUGUGCUUGGAUUUUUUAAAAAGAAAAUGUUUAGGACCAUUGUAACUCAAUAUUUAUAAGUGCAUACAAGUAUAUUUAGAAGAGUUCUGUUUAUCUGAUUAAAUGUUUUGUAUGUGUAUA